Molecule: messenger RNA, 1437 nt
Organism: Mya arenaria
Lineage: Eukaryota; Metazoa; Mollusca; Bivalvia; Myida; Myidae
Product: mucin-5AC-like
Exons: 3
Coding region: 1-1437 (478 amino acids)
Source: RefSeq, a predicted model, not a curated record
AUGCAGUUGUUUGGGCUUAAAUCUUUCGUCAUCGCAGUAAUUGUUCUUUACGGAGCACAUAGCGGGUAUUCAUUACAAAAUGGCGAUGUUUGUUCAUGUGUUGAAAUCAAGACAUCACCAUCUAGACCCCAAUUGACAUUAACAACUACACCUAAAUCAACACCAUCAAGUAACAACGGUAGCAAGACUACUUCGGUACCAUCUACACCUAAUUCAACACCUACAAGAAGCAACGCUAACAAGACUUCUUCGGCACCAACUACACCUAAAUCAGCACUUAAAAGUAGCAACGCUAGCAAGAUUACUUCGCCAUCAACUACACCUAAAUCACUACAUACAAGUACAAACGGUUGCAAGAUUACUUCGGCAUCUGCUACACCUAAAGCAGCACCAUCACGUAGCAACGCUAGCAAGACUACUUCGGCACCAGCUACACCUAAAUCAACACUUACAAGUUCAAACGCUAGCAAUACUACUUCGGCACCAGCUACACCUAAAUCAACACUUACAAGUUCAAACACUAGCAAGACUACUUCGGCACCAACUACACCUAAAUCAACACUUACAAGUUCAAACGAUAGCAAGACUUCUUCGGCACCAACUACACCUAAAUCAACACUUACAAGUUCAAACGCUAGCAAGACUACUUCGGCACCAGCUACACCUAUACCAACACUUACAAGUACAAACGAUAGCAAGACUACUUCGGCACCAGCUACACCUAAAUCAACACUUACAAGUUCAAACGCUAGCAAGACUACUUCGGAACCAACUACACCUAAAUCAACACUUACAAGUACAAACGAUAGCAAGACUACUUCGGCACCAGCUACACCUAAAUCAACACUUACAAGUUCAAACGCUAGCAAUACUACUUCGGCACCAGCUACACCUAAAUCAACACUUACAAGUUCAAACGAUAGCAAGACUACUUCGGCACCAACUACUCCUAAAUCAACACUUACAAGUUCAAACGCUAGCAAUACUACUUCGGCACUAACUACACCUAUACCAACACUUACAAUUUCAAACGAUAGCAAUACUACUUCGGCACCAACUACACCUAAAUCAACACUUACAAGUUCAAACGAUAGCAAUACUACUUCGGCACCAGCUACACCUAAAUCAACACUUACAAGUUCAAACGCUAGCAAGACUACUUCGGCACCAACUACACCUAAAUCAACACUUACAAGUUCAAACGAACGCAAUACUACUUCGGCACCAACUACAACUAUACCAACACUUACAAGUUCAAACGCUAGCAAUACUACUUCGGCACCAACUACACCUAUACCAACACUUACAAGUUCAAACGUUAGCAAUACUACUUCGGCACCAACUACACCUGAAUCAACACUUACAAGUUCAAACCUUACCCAGUUAUACAAAACAACCAUAGGGUUCCAAAGUGUAGCCAUACUAAACGUAACGUAG